AUGGCAGCCACCGGACCAGAGACCGAAGAGCUUCAGACUCGCCUCGACGAUCUCGUCACUCGCGCAGCUGCAAAAGAUGCUGUAAAGGACUACAACGCCGCUGCUGAGCUGUACUCACAAGCUACCGAAAUUCAAGCCGAGAUCAAUGGGGAAAUGUCCGUCGAGAAUGCCGACCUACUCUACGCCUACGGAAAGUCCCUCUACAACGUUGGUGUAAGCAAAAGCGACGUUCUAGGAUCAAAGAUCGCUGGAGGAGAGACACCACAAGAGACUGAACCUACCAAAAAGGCAAAGGAGCCCUCCUCGGCCGGUCUUAUUCAAGCUGCAAUCUCGAGUUCUACAGCAGAAGGGUCUCUUGACUCAAAAAAGCCUACAGAGUCAGCAAACCAACUUUUCCAGUUCACAGGCGACGAGAACUUUGCGGAUUCAGACUCUGAGGAAGAGGGCGAUGGUGUACAAGCAGAGGAGGAGGAAGAGGACGACGACUUCGAGAACGCCUUUGAGGUACUUGAUCUCGCACGAGUCCUUCUAUUGAAGAAAUUGGAAGACGCGGAACAAAAAUCAAAUGGCAAAGGCAAAUCAGCGGACAUUCCUCCUAAAGUCAGAAAGAUUCAAGAACGACUUGCAGAUAUUUACGAUUUACAAGCAGAGAUCUCUUUGGAAGGAGAAAGCUUCGUCAACGCCGUCUCAGAUCUUAGAGCUGCUCUCGAGCUCAAAGAAACGCUAUAUACAUUUGAAGAUCCAUCAGUCUCGGAAUGUCAUUACAAGCUCUCUCUUGCCUUGGAAUUCGCAUCGGUUAGCCAACCUGAUGAAGAUGGGGAGGGAAAGCCUGCAGUGGUGGACCCGGCAAUGCGAGAAGAGAGCGCAAAACACAUGCAGAGCGCUAUUGACAGUUGCAAGUUGAGACUCGCGCAGGAAGAGAAUAAACUUGAGACAGGAGAGAUUGAAGGAGAAGACAAAAUCAACGCAGCCAAAAGGCGGAUUGCAAAUGUCAAAGAGAUCGUUGCUGAUAUGGAACAACGGUUGAUUGAUCUCCGACGUCCACCUGAAUCCGUCAACGCCCCCAGUGAAGACACCAAUGCUAUCGAAGCCUUGAACGGCGUCCUCGGACAACUCAUCGGAAAGUCUGCAGCCGAAAAAGCCGCCACACUCGAUCAAGUCAGCAGACAAGCAAAUGAUCUUUCCUCACUGGUCAGAAAGAAGGUACAGCCAAGCUCAUCAGGCGCAAAGAGGCAACUUGACACUGCAGAGGAGCCAGAAGGGACAAAAAGAGCGAAGACUGAGGAUGCAGACUGA
Molecule: messenger RNA, 1296 nt
Organism: Talaromyces amestolkiae
Lineage: Eukaryota; Fungi; Ascomycota; Eurotiomycetes; Eurotiales; Trichocomaceae
Exons: 2
Coding region: 1-1296 (431 amino acids)
Biological process (GO): CENP-A containing chromatin assembly; DNA replication-dependent chromatin assembly
Cellular component (GO): nucleoplasm
Molecular function (GO): histone binding
Source: RefSeq, a predicted model, not a curated record